CUCGCCAGGAAAUGAAGCUUGGCGGGAAAUAAAUUUUUCGAGACGUAAUGUUUACAAUGGUAACAGAUGUUGAAUAGUUUUGUUUUUGUUUUGACAGCAACGCAAACGUCUCAUUUUACGCUGUAAAGUAACUGAAAGACUGUAGUUGAACGAAGUGGUAAGCUUGACGUUGGAGAAUUUGAACUACAGCUUUUUGACUCUCGCUACAUGCUAAAAGGUGAAACUGAGGAGAAAAAAUGGAAAGGAUGGCUGAAACCCUCUUGCAUACCGAUUACAAUCAUUUUGGUACUCAUCAUUCUAGUUGUCCUCCUGCCCCUCAUAGGCCAGGAUGAAGUCAAAUCAGUUGAAGUUAUGACACUUGGUGAUUAUGAUCCAGUUUUCAAAAAUUGUUCCAGUCCAUGCAGCAUUCAGUUAGUAGAAAGCAUACCCGAGAAUUUAACAUUUGCCGAAGGGGAACCAACUCACAUGUCAGUAUUCGAGAGCUGGUCACAACUUAUUGGAUUAUCAGAGAGAUCGAUAGAUAUAGCAACAUUUUAUUCAACUUUAAAAGGUGAAGAUGUUCAACCUGUAGAUCCAGACCCUUCAUCUUGGCAAGGUGACAAAAUAUUUAGUGAUCUAAUGAAGGCUGGUACUGAACGUGGAAUACGUAUCAGAAUCAUACAAAGUGAUCCAACGGAAUCUAUGCCUGACUAUGAUACUAAAGAACUAGAAGUUAAAGGUGCAGCAAAGGUGAGGAGUUUGGAUUUCAAGAAAAUGCUUGGAAGUGGUGUUCUGCAUACAAAGAUGUUCCUCAUCGAUAAAAAGCACUUUUAUAUUGGAAGUGCAAAUAUGGACUGGCGUUCUCUUACCCAGGUAAAAGAGCUUGGGGUGUCUAUUUAUAAUUGUUCAUGUUUAGCUCAAGAUCUUUACAAGAUCUUUGAAGUGUAUUGGAGACUGGGAGUGCCUACUCCCUAUAUUCCACCAGAAUGGCCAACUGAUUUGCAGACUUCAAUCAAUAAAGAUAAUCCAGUCACUGUCACAAUGAAUAAUUCACAAAUUUUAACUUAUAUUUCUAGUUCUCCACCACCUUUAUGUCCUAAGGGCAGGACUACGGACUUGGACAGUAUACUUGAUACUAUUAACAGAGCUCGCACCUUUGUGUAUGUUGCUGUGAUGGAUUAUUUUCCUACAUCCCUAUACAUGGAGAAGGAUCAUUACUGGCCUCUGAUUGAUGAUGCUUUAAGAAGAGUGACUGUUGUGAAGAGACUUCAAGUGAGAAUUUUGGCAAGUUAUUGGAAUCAUACAAAACCAUCAAUGAUGUCUUUUCUGCGAUCUCUGAAUGCACUAAACAGCGAUCUGUUUGAUAUUGAAGUGAAAAUAUUUGUUGUUCCAACAUAUACAGAGGCUCAAGCAAAAAUUCCAUUUUCAAGAGUAAAUCAUAAUAAAUAUAUGGUUACAGAUAAUGCUGCUUAUAUUGGAACAUCUAACUGGUCUGAAGACUAUUUUGUAAAUACUGGAGGUGUUGGCAUAGUAUUUCGAAAUUCUGUUAGCAACAGUACAGAAGUGAAUAAUCCUGUACGAGAACAAGUGGAAGAAAUUUUCAAGCGAGACUGGGCCUCUGAAUAUGCACAUCCUUUGGCAAAGUUUCAAGAUAUCACCAAUAUAAAAUGUUUACUGAGCGUAGCAUGCCAGUUGACAACCACUGCCGAACCAUUUCCAGCAAAACGCAAGAACAUAAAUGAAGAUGAAUUAAGAGCUCGUGGAUUUCAAAUUCAACCAUCUCUUUCUACGCAGAUGAUUUUGAUAUCUGUAUAUAUAUUCAUUCAAUUUACUCAUAUAUGUGCUUGCUUUUGCACUAUUUUAUGCACCCAGUUACAGGAUAUUUUGUUAUGACUUUUUUUUAGCCUUUAGUUGAUUGUUCUGAGUUGCAAUUUUAUCUAAGAUAUUUUAGUGCUUAUUUUAUAUUCAUAAUAAAUGAAAAAUCGCUGAGCUUUUUAUUAUUAUUUUUGUAUAUACUACACCUGCUACUGAAAAUUUAUUUGACCAACCAGAUAUCAAAAGUUAUUUAACUCCUAACCUCUUGUUACUUUUUAAUGCCUUAGAAUUCUGAUAAUUUAUUGUAUUUUUAAGGAAUAUUUUUAUUGUUCCAGUGUGAUAACAGUAUAUCUCUAGAAUGAAACUGCUUGCCUCAUAAUGAGAAUAUGUCACAUAUUUCAGCACAUUUUGAAUAAUCACAGCACUUUUUAGAUUCUGUCAUAAUGUAUCUAUAUGUACAAUGAAAUUGGCUUUUUCAUGUAUGAAAUAUUCAUAUUGGCAAUGAAUUGUAUUUUAUGAAAUUACAAUAAAAAUUAACAAAUGUUUGACUUUUAA
Molecule: messenger RNA, 2349 nt
Organism: Stegodyphus dumicola
Lineage: Eukaryota; Metazoa; Arthropoda; Arachnida; Araneae; Eresidae
Product: 5'-3' exonuclease PLD3-like
Molecular function (GO): catalytic activity
Source: RefSeq, a predicted model, not a curated record